GCUAUUAUGAAGGCCCAAUAUACUCCUUAGAUUAUAUUAAAAAACCCUAAAAUUUUGAUGGAAACAUGUUUUCUCUUUCUUCCUGCUGCUGCUGCCUCCUCUUAUUCUCUUAAUACGCAGAAUAUUAUCCUCUCAUUUUUGCCUUCCAUCUUCUCUCCCUUUCUUUAUUAUUUCUUUGUUAUGCAUCAAAUUGUUAAUAAAUAUUUAUUUGAAAGGUAAUCAGAAAUAUAUUUUAUCCUUUGUAGCUUCUCAACGAUCCACACCAUGCCUCUGCUCUGUUUCUUUUUUUUUUUUUUUUUUGGUAUACUAUGCUCUGUUUCUUUCUAUUUCUUCCUUCUUCUUCUUCGUUUUUUUUUUUUUUUAAAUUAUAAAACGGCGUCGUUUUGUGACUUAGGUAAAGGAAAAAAAAAAACAUUCAAACCGCCGGUUUUCCAAAACCGCCGGUUCACCGGUUUUGACCGAUUUUGACCGGUUUUUCCGGUUUUGACCGGUUCAAUAACAUACACGGUCCAACAUUCAGACCAGACCGGUGACCCCUCCGGUUCGCGGUUCAACCGGUUCAACCGGCCGGUCCGGUCCGGUUUUUAAAACACUGGCUUCAACUACUCUCACCUACUUUCUCCCUAUCUUUCGUCUCUUUCCCUUUUCCACUUUUACCUUUACCUUCAACAACAACAACAACAAGAACAAAACCAAACAUUCAAAAAAUGGGAUUCUACACAACAAUAACCGACGAAAUAACAUUCUACACAGGUCUUUCUCCAACAGCUUUCUUCACAAUCGCAUUCUUAACUCUCAUCGUUUACCGAACUGUUAGUUCCAUGUUUGUUUCCCCUGAAGAUUUCAAUAAACCACCGGUUGUUUCGGCUCGGUUUGGUUCUGGUUCCGGGUUUGAUAUAGCUGAACCGCCAAAAAAACCGGUUCAGGUUGGUGAAAUUACGGAAAAGGAGUUAAGGUUGUAUAAUGGGUCUAAUUCAAGUAAACCUAUCUUGAUUUCUGUUAAAGGACAGAUCUAUGAUGUAUCUGAGGGCAGGAAUUUUUAUGGUCCAGGAGGAUCGUAUACAAUGUUUGCUGGAAAGGAAUGUAGCCGAGCCCUUGCUCUUCUGUCUUUUAAACCUCAAGAUAUUAACGGGAACCUCGAAGGUUUGGACGAGUCAGAGCUCGCAAUUUUAGAGGAUUGGGAAUAUAAAUUCAUAGACAAGUAUCCAAAAGUUGGCCAGCUUGUUCCGGAACAAAGAACUCAGCAAAUUGAGCAUAGUCAAGAAGACAAUUUUGAAUCUGAACAAUGAACGACACGAGUAAGCCGAAUAGAAAGCUGUUGUGUUGUUGUAUAGUAGAUAUGGUUGUGUUGUGUAAUUCUCUCAUGUUAAAAUUUCACAUGACAUGUUAAAAUUUUGUAUAUAUCUAUUUCUUCAUAAAAUAUGUAUAAAACCUUACCCUAUUGAGUAGUUA
Trifolium pratense (red clover) is the source of this 1452-nucleotide messenger RNA. RefSeq names its product probable steroid-binding protein 3. The record is from RefSeq and is a predicted model, not a curated record. The transcript is spliced from 2 exons. NCBI's taxonomy places the organism in Eukaryota, Viridiplantae, Streptophyta, Magnoliopsida, Fabales, Fabaceae. Bases 708 to 1289 code for a protein of 193 amino acids. Gene Ontology annotation, cellular component: membrane; endomembrane system.